This is a messenger RNA of Paramuricea clavata, 222 nucleotides long. NCBI's taxonomy places the organism in Eukaryota, Metazoa, Cnidaria, Anthozoa, Malacalcyonacea, Plexauridae. The record is from the annotation of a GenBank genome assembly.
CUGGAAAGGCAUAAGAAGUCAGAAGUCGGAACUCAGAAGUCAGAAGUCGGAAGUCAGAAGUCAGAAGUCGGAACUCGGAAGUCAGAAGUCGGAAGUCGGAAGUCAGAAGUCAGAAGUCGGAACUCAGAAGUCAGAAGUCGGAAGUCGGAAGUCAGAAGUCGGAACUCAGAAGUCAGAAGUCGGAAGUCGGAAGUCAGAAGUGGCCCUCCUCGGCCAUCGUAG